This is a messenger RNA of Symbiodinium necroappetens, 1161 nucleotides long. The record is from the annotation of a GenBank genome assembly. Lineage: Eukaryota; Dinophyceae; Suessiales; Symbiodiniaceae.
AUGUUCCCUCACCUGGCUCCGUCAACGACGACCGCGGCCGAUCAGGAGAUGGAACCAGCUUCCCUGCUGGGUCGGAGGGACAGGCAGGAGGAGGCGAAGGAGACACCGGAGAAGUUCCCGAGACCGGCGGGCAAAGGUCAGAAUCCCUUGACAGACAAGGCCUGCACAGCAGAGGCACCGGCUCCGACCAAUGCCCCCACAUCGGCGGCUCCUGCCGCUCCCAGCACUCCCCCGAAAGGGAAGGAAGAGGGCCGUCCGAAUCGUAGCCGAGCUCGACAAUGGACACAGGAAGAAUGGGACUCCUGGACCAGCUGGAGCACGAACAACAAGGAGCUCACGAACAAGGAGCUGCAGAGGGAGGUGGAGUCCCUGAAGGAGAACGUUCGUUUGUUGGCAAGGAUCUCUAUGAGACACGAGGACGAGCUGAGCCAGAAACGUACGGAGACGGACUUCAUCCUCACGUUGGAGGUUGCCCCACCCAAUGCCACCCCGGAACAGGAGGGUCUGCUGGAGCAGUUGUACAAAAUGACGGUCGAGUGGAAGAAGCUCCAAGAGCAAGGAAAGGUCAACAACUCCUUGCGACUUACUUUGUUCAUCGGCCUCCUCAUGUACUACGAGCUCAAGGCGCAGGAGGCAACAGCCUCGGCAGACACCGUGGACAGGCUUGCCCAACUGGGCUACAUCCGGGAGUUGGAGCCGUCGGAUCAGCCGCCGCUGUCGGAUACGGAGCUUCGAAGCCUCUUCACGGUUCUGAAGACCAGCAUCGAGGCACCGGGAGUGCUAAUACGGUUCCACAGCUCUCGAAAGCUGGUGGAGCAGCACAAGACGGCUGUGACGUUCUUCCUGAGAAUAGGGAUGAGGGAUCCUCAAGCUCUCAUCUGUUACCGGGCCUUGCAGCAGCUCAGCUACAAUGCCAGCACCCAGUUGGUCAAGAUGAGGCUAAAGCCGGUUCGGAUGGAGCGCCAGCCCCUCGUGAAGGUCCUCCAGGAGAGGUUCCCAGCGCCACCCACCAGGACGGAGGAGCAAAGGGUCACGUUUUUGGCCAAGGCCCAGCAGCAGUGGCGAAAAGGGAAGAGGCGAGGCCGGGGCAGACAACAGGAGACCCAGGAGACCCCAGAUCAGACUCUGGAAACGGCGGCUGCCGCCUUUCGGGGCCAAUGA